Molecule: messenger RNA, 3721 nt
Organism: Hyaloscypha bicolor E
Lineage: Eukaryota; Fungi; Ascomycota; Leotiomycetes; Helotiales; Hyaloscyphaceae
Exons: 3
Coding region: 115-3402 (1095 amino acids)
Source: RefSeq, a predicted model, not a curated record
CUUCGUUGACUGUCGAGACGAAAGGCUCCUACAUUAGGGUCUGACAUGCAGCGAUAUCAAACUUCUUGAGCUUCUGGUGGUCGACAGCAGGAGCUUUGCACAUGGAGUUGAGCUAUGUCCGGCGCUGCUGAGGGCCUCGCAGGCUUGGCGCUGAGUGCGAUCAGCGUUGCAGCCUUGUUCACGACUUGCAUCGAGUGUUUCGACAUUGUCGUUGCCGGGAAGAACUUCAGUGAGGAUUACGAGCAGCUGUGUGCUCUGUUCUCUUUGCAGCGAGCUCGGUUUGGACUCUGGGGCGAAUCGGUGGGCUUGGUGCCCAAUCCGCAUGGACAUCGUCUACGAUAUGACAAGAGCCUCGAUCGACCAGAUAUAAGGCCGGGUGUAGAAAGGAUUCUGAACAAUAUCAAGUCCCUGCUUGAAGAGGCUGGGAACGUCGACGAGAGAUAUGGGUUGACUUCGAACAUCCCACAAGGCUCGGAGGUAUCGACAUCCAGAGGUCUUGAUAUCUUCAAAGGGUCAUUCGAGAGAUUCAAGUCCCGGAUCAGGAAGCAUCAGAAGGAAACCUCUGCUUGGAAGGUUACACGAUGGGCAAUACACGAUGCAGAGAAGUUCGAGGGCAUGCUCAACCGGCUCAAGGAGUUUGUCGAUGGAUUGGAAAGCAUCACGAAGUCACUGGGACUUCUUCGGGAGCAGCACGAACGGCUCCGACAGGAGAUUGAAAGUAUUUCAGAUACUCAGAGCCUCAGAUUACUUCGGGACGCCUCUUCGCGGCAUGGCUCCUCCCAGCGUGACGUUUCUGAUGCUGCCAGCCAGCGCUUGAUCACUGUUGCUGAGUCAUUCAUUGAUACGCAGACUCUCGAUUUCAGCUCUCACUUUCCUGCAUCGACAGAUUCAUUUGUCACGGCUAGGAGCCUGCCAUCGGGUAUUUCAGAAAGUGUCCGCAACGAAGGUCAACAUAUACCUGGUGCUUGGCCAGGCUCGAUAACAUCGAGCUCCAAAACCCGCCAGCAAAGGGCAUCCGCAUCGCAUAAUCGAUCGAAAGGUCCUUACAAACCACGUGCUUCUUGCGAGCAAUGCCUGGAAGAACACUACAAGUGCGUUCCUGCAGCCGAAGGUCGGUGUUGUUCCAGGUGUGUCCAUACUCAGAAGGAUUGCAGUCUCGCGUUGGUCCCGAUCGAGGCAAAGUCUAAGGCUGCUUUGGAGCCUUCUAUUUACGAUUCAGUACCUGGAACAUCUACAAAGCCCCUGUUUACACAAGCGCUUCCACAACAUCAACGACUAUUAAGUGAUCUUCUCAGCAAAGCAAAGCCAAGAAAGCCAUUAAGCUUUGCGGCAGGAGACGCUCACUAUGGCGAGCGACUGGCCUCGAUCAAGAAUGAGGAUGAGAAAUACUGGCUCGAUCACUCUGGGAAAAUCGUCGGGCAGGCACAUAGUGGUUCAUCAGCUGCCAAACGAAUGUUCUUCGAACUUCGCAAUAUCAGAGCUAGCAAGGUCCCAUUUGUGAGCGCGGUGCCUUUGGACGAUAGUCUAGCCGAGGUCUUAGCCAGCAUUGAAGGUCCACCAGAGACCCCGUAUGAAGGUGGUGUAUUCUUCAUCACAGUCAAGUUAUCCGAGACCAACCCGUUCAGUCCACCAUUGAUGAGGUUCCACACCAAGAUAUACCACCCAAAUAUAUCUCCACAAGGUCAUAUAUGUGCUGACUACAAGGAAAAAUGGAACACUGUCUUAUCUGCCGGGUCCUCCAAGACUCCGGUCAGUGAUUCGCGCGCACUUUGGUAUCCCCCGAAAUCAGGUGAUACACGAUGGUCCCUGGGAGCUCUCCUCACGGCUAUGUGCGGACUUCUGGCAUCUCCUGAUGUGGAUGAUCCAUUGGUACCGGAGAUUGCGCAAAAGUACAUUGAAGACUAUAACGGUUAUUGCGAGAAUGCGCGACUCUAUACACAACGCUUUGCCACUGGACCGCGACCUGAAUACCAAGACCUGAUCUUUUCUGAAGACAUUCCUCCGGGUGAUAUUGAGAUGAACUGGGUGCACUCCAACAAUCCCCAUUCGGAGUCUACAAUUGAUGCCGUGAGUUUAUCAAAAUCGCUUCCUCCUUCGCCCCCAGAUCUUUCUGAAGGAUGGGCCUCGACAAACAGGUUUGAAGCGACGAGUUUUUAUCUAAAAGCGGACUUGUACAUGUAUAUCGAUGGGCCGAAUUUGGGGAGCUCUUGGCAAUUGAGCCGCCGAGAUAGAUCUGAGACGGCCUUAGAAGGACAGUCCAAGAGCAUUGAUUCGUCAGCUACGCCGCUAUUGGGAGAUCUCAUUCUCAGCACACGAUAUCAUCUACAACCUUGGAUUACCAGACUUGAGGGUAAUACAAGACCUCCCUGCAAGAUCACCGAUUUGAAAAUCUGCCACAGCCUCCUUGAGGCAGCUGAUGCUUACUUGUCCCGGAGCAAUAGCCAUUGCCUCAAUCCUGAGGACCAUCUGGCGGCCAGCGCUUUCUACAAAGAAGCUCAACAUUUGUGCGGAGACUUCCUUGCCAGCUGCUUGGCGACAGGCAAAACGAAAGUUCAGGUAUUUUUAGGCCGCAUCGCGUCAAUAUCGUACCAGAUUUCUAUAAUCAGCACAGUAAAUGGUUACCAGAUCUGGGAUAUAACUAAAGACCUCGAUCAAAUCAAAGAUCUCAAUUCUUUCCUCAUCGUCGAAUUUCCCGACGCCAGACUUUGGGGAUGGGACGGCACUACUAUAGCAUUGGACGAACCAGAUCCGCAGGUCUUUGCUCUGCUUUUUGAACAUGGGCUUGAGCGAGUAUUUCGAUCACAUGCCGUGCAGCUCUUGAAAAGAAGGGAAUUCCUGUCAUUUGUUAAGCCUGACCUCAAGCCACGGUAUGGGCCUCGACCAGCUCCUUUGAUGGUCGCACCUAAAGCCUUUCGCCAUGCAAUGCCUUCUAUAUCUACCCUCAUUCAGUCUUUUAUCCACCCUUCUCUCAUGAAUGGGAUUGGUGUCUCAGUGGCUGAAUUGUCGAAUUAUUGGUAUGAGUAUUCCGCACGGUUAUUGCUAGAAAACCGAGAUGAUGGGGGGGUAGGCAUGAGAUGGGUUCUAAAAUGGCACGAUGGUCAACGAUUCUCUGACUUUCGAAAUCUUACAAGUAUUGUCCGUGAAUAUUAUCCAAUCUACUCGACAAAGAACAACAGCCUUAGGUUGACUUAUUGUCGUCUAGGAAGUAGAGACCGGACGAUCAGCUGUGAGCUAACGAUGGACUUCCAAUCUUGGAAGGAGACUGAACUUUGUUUCGGAGCACUCGAGGCUCUCUGUCAAAUUGACAAACUGCUGCGUGAAAAUGCAGAUACACGUUUACUUGAAGACGGUCCAAAGCUCUCCGACCCCGACCCUGCGAUUCCAAACACUUCUCAUAUAUGACUCUCUGGCUUUUAAUCUCUUGAUGGCAAUGUAUGACGAGUGCUCUAUUAUGCUUCUGGCAUUCAUCUGUUUGUGAGCGAUGUUAAAAGGAAGAAUGAUAUCUAUGAUAUAUGUCCCUGUCUCUUUUGUAUGUUUCAUCUCAAUCUAAUGACUUCAAGUAGUGUUCAAUUUAUAUUGCUUUUUUGGAGCAGCUGCCCUUCCAUGUCAUUCGGUGAUGGUUUUUGGUUCUAUGAGCCAUGAAGUUGGCUAGAAAUAUCAGACAUUUAGCUAAAGUGAUCAUUGUUUAUGAUUUUGCGAAUGAGAUGUAGGUAAAAAGGCU